Molecule: messenger RNA, 136 nt
Organism: Entrophospora sp. SA101
Lineage: Eukaryota; Fungi; Glomeromycota; Glomeromycetes; Entrophosporales; Entrophosporaceae
Source: the annotation of a GenBank genome assembly
UCAAGGUGAAAAGGUCGAACGACUUUAUCGUGAAGUACGUGCAUAUGCCAUUCCAGCUGGUUCAGAGGAAAUUAUGCUUGAUCUUGGUGUUAGACAAUCUUUAAAAGUCGCACAAUUAUAUGGUGCCAAACUUUAG